Messenger RNA from Orycteropus afer afer, 945 nucleotides. RefSeq names its product melanoma-associated antigen B18-like. Lineage: Eukaryota; Metazoa; Chordata; Mammalia; Tubulidentata; Orycteropodidae. Gene Ontology annotation, biological process: negative regulation of transcription by RNA polymerase II. Gene Ontology annotation, cellular component: nucleus. The annotation marks the transcript as partial. The transcript has a single exon. The record is from RefSeq and is a predicted model, not a curated record.
AUGCCUCGAGGUCAGAAGAGUAAGCUCAGAGCCCGUGAGAAACGUCGCCAAGCCCGCCAGGCUGAAGAUGAGACCCAAGGUCUAGAGGGUGCUCAGGCUGUUGCAGCAGAGGUGGGAGACACCCCCUCCUCUGCCUCUCCUAUCCCGGGAGAAAGAUCCCAGAAUUUGCCUGCUGCUGAAACAUGUAGCACUCCAAAGCCUCCUCGGAGAGCUGCAGCUGUGUCAUGCACCGGUGCAGAUGAACGUGCCAGUAGCCAGGAUGAGCAAAGCCCAAGCACCUCGAAGGCCAACGAAAGCUCAAGCAAAGAUCCUUUACAAGAUCAAUUAGUAUUGUUGGUGCAGUUUUUGGUGAAGAAGUAUCAAAAGAAAGAGCUGAUUAUGAAGGCAGAAAUGCUAAAGUCUAUUACCACAAAAUCUAGAUGUCACUUCCAUGAGCUCCUGAACAGAGCCACUGAGUACAUGGAGGUGGCCUUUGGUCUUGACUUGAGGGAAGUGGAUCCCAUCAGACACUGCUAUGCCCUUGUCAACAAAAUGAAUCCCUCCGUGGAUGAGAUGGAUAACGAUGAAGGAAACAUGCCCAAGACUGGCAUCCUGAUGAUUGUGCUGGCUGUGAUCUUGGUGAAGGGGAACCGUGCCACUGAAGAAGAGGUCUGGAAAGUGCUGAAUAUGAUAGGGAUAUAUGCUGACAGGAAUCACGUCGUCUUUGGAGAUGCCAAGAAGCUCAUCACCCAAGAUUUGGUGCAGCUUAAGUACCUAGAGUACCGACAUGUGCCCAACAGUAAUCCUCCAUGCUAUGAAUUCCUAUGGGGUCCAAGAGCUUACGCUGAAACCAGCAAGAUGAAAGUCCUGGAGUUUCUGGCCAGGAUCAAUAAAACCACCCCCAGUGCCUUCCCAUCCCUGUAUGAAGAGGCUGUGAAGGAUGAGGAAGAGAGAGCUCGAGCCAGA